GAACAUUGAAAUUCUCCAUAAAGUGAUUAUCCAGUUGGACACUCCGAGUUCGUGCCUUGUUGUGGGGGUUGAGAAAAGCCGGCAUUGUAUGAAUGGUUAUUUCGUUUGUUUUCCGUUUAUUUUUAUUUUUCUGGUUUUUGAAAAGGAGACUGCUUCUAACGAUGGCCAAAUAUUCCAAAGAACCAAAAAACUUAAGCCCGAGAACUGAUGAUCAACCAAAAAAGCGAAUGGAAGGACGUUCGGUAGGCGAGUUUGAUGUGAAUGGGAUGGGGAAAGGUGAUCAAUCCAAACAGAUCAUCCACCGGGGUAGAGAUAAAUAGUCGAGGCUGGACCUUUGCCGACUUCCAUAGUAUCGGCUACUCUUGCAAUUUUACUCUCCUCCAUGAAACGGGUGGCUGCAUUGUUAAGAUGGAGAAGGCGCUUACCCAUAGUGAAUAUGUCAAUAGAUAUCGGAACUUAAGAGAUAUGGUGAAUGGAAAGCGCAAGUUCAAGUCUAAAAUGAUGACUUCGAGUCGCGUGUCGAUUCACGUCUUGCGACGUUUCAAACAGUUUGUCGAUGAAGCGAGCGAAAGAAGUAAACGUGUUUGGAAGGUUGGGAAGGGAAAAGAACCGACACU
This is a messenger RNA of Annulohypoxylon maeteangense, 617 nucleotides long. RefSeq lists its product as uncharacterized. The record is from RefSeq and is a predicted model, not a curated record. The transcript is spliced from 2 exons. NCBI's taxonomy places the organism in Eukaryota, Fungi, Ascomycota, Sordariomycetes, Xylariales, Hypoxylaceae. Bases 93 to 320 code for a protein of 75 amino acids.